This is a messenger RNA of Chlorella variabilis, 2853 nucleotides long. RefSeq lists its product as hypothetical. The record is from RefSeq and is a predicted model, not a curated record. The transcript is spliced from 17 exons. The coding region runs from base 1 to 2853 and encodes 950 amino acids. NCBI's taxonomy places the organism in Eukaryota, Viridiplantae, Chlorophyta, Trebouxiophyceae, Chlorellales, Chlorellaceae. Gene Ontology annotation, molecular function: protein binding.
AUGGCGCGCCACGUCGCGAUCAGGCGGCUGCUCAACGACCUGAAGGAGGUGUUGGAGCACCCCCAGCCCGACGCGGCCGCCUUGCCUACGGAGGAUGACCUCAUGGUGUGGCACGCCAACUUGCGCACCCAGGAGGGCCCCUUGGCUGGCCUGGCCCUCCACGCCCUCCUGCUCUUCUCCGACGAUUACCCCGCCCGCGGCCCCGCCAUCCGCCUCUUCCACGCCCUACCCCACCCCAACAUCGCCCUCCACCUGAGCCCAAGCCAGCAGUGCCACGGCGCUUCCUACCGUGUGGCCCUGUGGAACUGCAACCCCUCCUUGGACCAGUGGAACCCAGCAUACUCGGUCCUGUCCACCCUGGCCCUCCUCUCCUCCUUCCUCUUCGACCCAGACCUGCUCUACGAUGCACGCAAGAUCUCGUUCGAGGCGGCGACGCGGGCAGCCGCAGGGCUGGACCUCAAGGGCCACCCCCACACUGGCGCCCUCCCCUUCCCGCCCUUCCCCACGCCCGAGCAAGCGUCGCUGGCGCCGCGCCUGCGCCUCAUGGAUGUGCGGCGCCCGCCCGUCAACAGAGACCUCAUGUCUGCGCACAGCGAGGUGCAACCCCUCAAGGCCACCACCGUCAAGGCCGCCACCCUCACGGCCGCCACCCCCAAGGCGGGCCCGCACGGCGGGGAGGUGUGGACGCUGGUGAGCGCCAAGCGAGGCGUGAAGGCGAGCGUGGCUGACAUGGCGGCGUCCGCCGCCGACCCUACCGCUGCCCUGGCCUCCUCCCUCUCCCUCUCCUCCUGGGGCCCCGCCAGCAGCGGCUUUGACCUGCUGUCGGGCCUGGAGGAGGAGAGGGAGGAGGAGGAGGAGGAGGGCGGCCACACUUCGGAGGAGGAGGAGCCUGAGGAGGAGGCGGCAGCGCCCACCACAGAGAGCGGCAUCCAAAGCGAGCGACUGCUGGAUCCUUCCAUCCUUGAGGCCAGCCACACCUCCCUGAUUGGUGGCGUGAUGGCGCUGCACCACGAGCGGCUGGAGGCGCAGCUCGGCGAGCGGGCCGCCAGGCUGGCGCUGCACGCCGACGCCAUCAGGGGCGCGGCAGACCACCGAGUGGCGGCGGUGGAAGGGGCCAGCGCAGGGCCCGCCUUUGACGUCCUCACCCCUGAUGCCCUCGCCCAGGUCCUGCUGCGCAUGGAGGCCAGGGACGUGGCGGCGCUGGGCGCCACCUGCCGCGGCCUGCGCGCCGCUUGCGGCGACGGCGAAGUGUGGCAUGCGCUGCUGCACCGCGCCUUCCCCGCCUCCGCCCUGCGCUGCUGCGCCCUGGCCGACUACCGCGUUGCGUAUGAGCUGGAGGCCAGCGGUGCGGUACCAGAGCUGUCCUGCUUCUUCUCCCGCGCCUCCUUCGAGACAGAGGUGCUCGGAUUCGCAUACCAGUUCACCGUCAACCCCAAGACCGGGGCUGCCGACUACAUCAUGCCCACCUCGCCCGACCUGGUGGCUGUGGAGGCCGUGGCUGCGGGCCUGGUGGCGCGGGACGCGGGCGGGACGGACAUCCAGGGCGCCAUCCCUGCCUACAUCACGCAGGACCACUUCCACAGGGCGCUGCCCUUCCUGCCCCGUGUGCUGCGCCAGCUGUGCCCUGCGCACGCCCGGCCUGGACCCGAGCAGUGGCUGACUGUACUGCCCACGAUGCUCAACACCUGCGCCGUCCUGCUGGCAGACCAUGGCACUGCCGCAUCGGAGCGCGCCCUCAACACCUACUGCGGCCUGCACCGCCUGCUGCUGGCCCUGUGUGACCACCACGGCCUGUGGGAGCGCGCCGAGCAGCGCCUGCAGCGCUUCCUGUCCUGCGAGGCCCACCGCACCAAGUCCCAGGCCCCCUCCCUGGGCAACCUGGUGCCCCUGCUGGCCGUCAGCCGCCAGCACGACUGGCGCCAGGUCCUGCCUGUGGUGCUGAGCGAGGCUGUUGACCGACAGGUGCUGUGGGUGUGCAAGGCAGACCGCACCAUGGUGUCCCGCUACAAGGUGCCGCCACGCAGGGGCGGCGUGGACGCCCAGCUGAUGCAGGUCUUCUUCGAGGCCUCCGCAGUCUCCCUCAGGCUUCUGAUGUUCCACGCCGCGUUCCUGUCCCUGGUGGCCCGCCCCAGGAGGCAGUCGAUUGGCGAGGUGAUGUAUCGCCUGGACUCGUCGUUCGGGCGCCCGGGAGCAGGCCUGCGCCGUCGAUUCCAGGCCGCAGUGCAGCAGAUUUUGGAGUGCGACAGCCUGGACCAGGCCCUGCAAGUUAUGGGCAUGGUCCGCAUGUCCCCGGAGGCCUGGACGGGGCGCCUGCGCCAGAGCUGGCUGAAGUCUUUGGCCAAGGGCUACCACACGCCGCGCACAAAGUGGGACAGGAUCCAGGCCCGCGGCGUGAGUCGUAUCCUGCUGCGGGGCCAGCAGUACAGCGCACCGCCAAACCUGGCGGCGAUAGAAGUGGACGAGCGCUGGCACUCCAAGACCAGUGACGACUUCACCUACCUAGAUGCCAGCUGCCUGGUGUACGGGCGGCGGCGAGGGGCCCCGCAGGGCGCCACGCUGGAGCUGCUUGAGGCAAUUGAUUACAGCAACACACGCAGCACGAACGGCGCAGGCGCCGUGCGGCACAGCGGCGACAUGGUGCACAGCGACAGCGGGCAGCACACCAUCACCAUCAGCCUGCGCAGCUUGCCGCCCCGGGUGGAGGCCCUGUACCUUACCAUGAGCGCCUGGGCAGGCAAGAUGCUGACAGACAUCGACCAGCCCUACAUCAGGUACGGUAUCGGGUACCACAUGCCAGCGGCAGCUGCCCGCCAGCUGCCGCCGCUGCUGCUGCUGGUUGCGGGACCUGGCUGA